CCAACUGCACUAAAGCGGAGAAGAAGAAGAUUGUGUCGUGGUCCGCAGUCCACGCCUCCGCGCUCAUACAGUGUCAGAGGAACAUAAACAAGAGCUGAAUUAUUGAAGAAAUACAUGAUGUCCUGUUUCAAGUCUUCUCCUGUGUGUGUGCUUUUAUAAACACAUGAGAACAUUCCAACAAGAGGAAUAUUAAGCUAUAGAACAGGUUAUACAUAUGAACAUGACGUCCAGAAGACGUUCCAGUACUCAUCAAACAUCAUCUGGCACCCUCCACAUGAACACAUCUCACAGACAAACACAGAAACGCAGCAAGGAGAGAAAUCAGUACUGCUUGGAGUGUGGAAAGAGUUUUACUCAACAGAGCACUCUCAAAAGACACCAGCUCAUUCACACAGGAGAGAAGCUGUAUUACUGCUCAAUGUGUGGGAAGAGUUUUAAUCAAAAGAGUACUCUCAAAGUACACCAGCGCAUUCACACAGGAGAGAAGCCUUAUCACUGCUCAGAAUGUGGGAAACGUUUUACUGUACAAAGUCAUCUCAAAAUACACCAGCGCAUUCACACAGGAGAGAAGCCUUACCACUGCUCAGAGUGUGGGAGGAGUUUUAAUCAACGCUGUUCUCUCCAACAACACCAACACAUUCACACAGAAGCUAAACCGUAUUUCUGUCCAGAGUGUGGGAAGAGUUUCAAUCAACAGAUUCUUCUCAAAACACACCAGCGCAUUCACACAGGAGAGAAGCCGUAUUAUUGCUCAGAUUGUGGGAAGAGUUUCAAUCGUCAGAGUAACCUCCAAGAACACCAGCGCAUUCAUACAGGGGAGAAGCCAUAUCACUGCUCAGAGUGUGGAAAGAGUUUUACUCAACAGAGUAAUCUCCAACAACACCAGCGCAUUCACACAGGAGAGAAGCCGUAUUAUUGCUCAGAGUGUGGGAAGAGUUUUAGUCAUCAGAGUUCUCUCCAACAACACCAGCGCAUUCACACAGGAGAGAAACCAUAUCACUGCUCAGAAUGUGGGAAGAGUUUUAUUCAUCAACGCCAUCUCCGUCGACACCAGCGCAUUCACACAGGAGAGGAGCUGUAUUAUUGCUCAGAGUGUGGGAAGAGUUUCAGGCUUUCAAGAUCUGUGAUGACACACAAGUGUACUAAGAGCAGUGGUGGAAAUACGCAGCAAUAUAUGUAACCUCAGCACCAUGCCAGUAGUAAAAGUUUGUAGGGAAUGGUGCUUUUUUUUUAGAGGGAAAAUCUAUCUAUUGUUGUCCUUUGCAGGGCGGCAUGGUGGCGCAGUGGGUAAAAAAGCACCGUUCCCUACAAACUUUUACUUCUGGCAGUUGUCUCACAUCAAGAAGGGCCUGGGUUCAAUUCCCAGCCGGGCAAUCUGGGGUCCUUUCUGUGUGGAGUUUGCAUGUUCUCCCUGUGUGUGUGUGGGUUACCCGUGUCUCUUCUGGGUACUCCGGUUUCUUCCCACAGUCCAAAGACAUGCAGUCAGGCCAACUGGACAUGCUAAAUUGCCCCAGGUGUGAGUGUGUGUGUCAAUGUACAUGUCUGUCUGUCUGUCUGUCUGUCUGGCCUGCAAUGAACAGGCGACCUGUCCAGGGUGUAUCCUGCCUUCUGCCCAAUGACUGGAUGGGCUCCAGCUCCCCCCUGCGACCCAGAAGGAUAAGUGGCUUAGAAGGUGUGUGUGUGUUGUUCUAUGCCCUUUCUAAUACAUGAGCAUAAAAUGAAGUACAUCAUUAAUAAUAUGGUGCAAACAAUUCAGAAGCUCCACAUUCGAUAAUAAGUUGUUUACUUUGUAAUUAUUAUCACUAUAGACACAGGAGUAUGAAGAACUGCGAAACAUCAAGCUGUCGGUGUAAUGUACUGGUCACCUCUACUCAGUGUGGCCUACGCAUGCCUGUACACAGCAUAAAGUCACAUACAGGCCAGACUAUCAUCCAUGAACUUUCCAUUAUUCUUUUCAGAGACUUUAAAGAUUGUUGGUGGUCUUUGUGAUUUUUGGAGAAUGACUGAUACCUGAGAAGGGUGCUAUGAUAUGAAAUAAGGACCUAUAUGCCCAUCUCCACUCUAUCCUACCAGACAUGAUGGCAGCCGAUGGUGCAGGAGUUGGAUGCUGGUAUCUCUAUCAUCAUAUAACUGGGUGAAAGGUGAUUAUUUGGGGACGUUCAUAGCCUUCAGUCUGACUGAGUGUCAGACUUACUGACGUCAUUAGGAUGUGCAGGAGGGAUACUAUGUUUAUUGACUGAACCUCACCAGUGACACUGUGUUCAGUUAUGUUGCUGAACCAAUCCAAGUCUGAACUAUAGUUUAUAAUUUGAUUUGUAGUGAUGAAUCAGUAGUUAGGCCCAUAAAUUUAACUUCAAAUUAAAUAAUGAAUAUGUUCUCAAAGUGCAAAUUUUCAGCAUUAGUUUGAGGGUAUUCACAUCUAAAUUAGAUGAAUGGUAUAGGAAUUACAACCAUUUUCAUACAUAGCCCUCCCAUUUUUAUGGGCACAAAAAUAAUUGGACAGUUGGCUCCCCAUCUGUUCUAUGAUAAGUUGUGUCUUAUUCCCUUGUUGUUUUACUUAGUAGUAAGCAGAUACAAGGUCCAGAGUUGAUUUCAAGUGUGGCAUUUACUUGUAGAGAAAGAAAGUUCUCUGAUAUAGCCCCAUUCACUGAGGACUCACUCGGGCGCCCUCUGACGUUUAGCGGUUUGAUAUAACGGGAGAAACAGAAAGCAGCCAGACUCCUGUUCAACUGGCUCUCAAUACGUGUGAGAUUUAAAAUAAUGACCGUCCUGCCUGUUUCCGUGACCGCACGGUUCCAGUGUGAAGCCGCUUCAGGCCAGGUGGUGGCGCUGAUUCUGUAACUAUAACUUUGUCCAGCUGCACUAAAGCGGAGAAGCAGAAGAUUGUGUUGUGGUCAGCAGUCCACGCCUACAGUGUUGUUGGAGGAACAAAAACAAGAGCUGAACUAUCUGAGCUAUUGACGGUAGGAAGCUGUCCGGUACUUAUUGUUCUUCAUUCACUCUGAGACAAACAGCUGGAGACACAUUUGAGUUUUCAAAAUAAGAUUUGAUGCGUUAAAAAUUGAUUGGCCAACACAGAAGCAGCUUCAUUCAAACCAGUAGUACAGUUCAGAGUAAUGUGAGCUGUUGGGACAGAAAAUUUGGAUGAUAAUGUUUUUCUAGUUGGGUUUGGCCAAUAUAGAGCAGUUUGUUUCUGAUUUAUUCGUGCUUUAUACUACACAUUUGCGAGUUGGAAAACUUGUCAGUUAAUUUUUUUGCGGUAAUAAUGCUCUUAUCUAGUGGAUUAGAAUACGAGUGCUUUCCAGCCAAGUUUUAGAACAAGCUUUGUGAUUCUUGACUCAUCUUAUAUGCUUCUGUUCUUCUGCGUGCUGAUGUUAUCAUGUCAACGUCAGUUUGAAUACAUAAAUCAGAUUUCAUCAGCCAUUCACUUAUAAAAUAAUGUGCAAUAAGAGGUCAUGUCAUGUUGGACGUGUAGUUGUAAUUAAUGUAGAAAUAGUGACUGAUAUACUGGUAUUACCCAAGAUGAGUAUCAUUAUUUGUACAAAUUUGAUGAGAAAACAGCAGUUUGUUCUAAAACAAUAGGAAAUGCUUUCUGAAAGCUGUGCAUGUCUGGGUGAGAGUUGCUGGUCAAUGGCUGCUAGAUUAAGAGCUUGUGUAUAUGGUGGGUGUUUGAGGUCUAUUCAGAGGCAAGUGUAGGGUGGGAGAUCCAUUCAGGACUUGAUAGUCUAAUUCAAAUGUUCCUAAUCUCAGUCCUGGAGACCAUAUGUUCUGCAUAUUUUUGUGCUUUCCUUACUGUAACACUCACAGUUCAACAUUUAAUCAGUUAAUGAAUUGAAUUAGGAAUGCUAGAUAAGAGAAAGUAUAAAAAUGUGUUUAGUUUGGACACCAGGACUGGAACUGGGAACUUCUGAUCUAAAUGAAACUGAAAACUGAUCCUUGAUCUUUCACUCUCUCUCCAGACAGCAUGAGUGUGAAUAGAGAUAGAUGGGAUGGGUAGUCGUAUUCACGAUGAAGACGUUUUAUGGUCUAAACAGUACCUCAGUCAUAUAUGAAAUCAUUACUGACAGUCUUUCUCUUAUUUAUAAAUAAAUAAAAUAAAAUAUUUGUGUCUUAAUUCAGUACAUUUUUCCAUACAACAAAAAUAAGUAGUGCAGUCCAUUCUGGAGACAGCUGCCCAACUAGUUAUCACCUUCAAAGGCACGUGUCUCAUUGGUGGGCAUUUUAACCACAGCUGUUUUCUUUACAUUGAGACUGUUGUGGGAAUUUAUUCUGUAUAAAGAACCGGCUGCUGUAAUGAGUCAUAUAUGCUGUUUUAUACUCGAGUUGCACCAGUAUUACACAUAAACAUGACUACAAGUUUGUAAAUCAUUUCAGUUCACUCACUUUCUUCAUCCACCUCAAAGGGGAAUUACAUAAAUUUUUCAAAAUGUCUGCAUAAUAAA
Colossoma macropomum (tambaqui) is the source of this 4442-nucleotide messenger RNA. RefSeq names its product zinc finger protein 501-like. The transcript has 2 exons. Gene Ontology annotation, molecular function: RNA polymerase II cis-regulatory region sequence-specific DNA binding; DNA-binding transcription factor activity, RNA polymerase II-specific. Gene Ontology annotation, biological process: regulation of transcription by RNA polymerase II. Lineage: Eukaryota; Metazoa; Chordata; Actinopteri; Characiformes; Serrasalmidae. The record is from RefSeq and is a predicted model, not a curated record. The coding region runs from base 215 to 1180 and encodes 321 amino acids. Gene Ontology annotation, cellular component: nucleus.